UCUCCAGGCAUCUUGCACCCUGGGCAUAGGAAAAGUUUUACAUCGUUUUGUUGGAGACUGCUGAUUGAUUGACAAUCAAGAUGGCUGCCUACUGGAAGGCUUGUGUCUUUGCAGUUAUGUUGCUUCCUACGGCCACCACGAUGCAUUCCAACUGUUUCAUCAAGAAGGAGGAAGAGGCCUGCUUAGAGACCAUCAGGAAGCUGACGGCUUUGAUCCCGGCAAACGAAUCUUCUCCAGACUGCCCAGGGAUGUGGGAUAACCUCACUUGUUGGAAGCCAGCUUUUGUUGGGGAGGUUGUCUACGUCAGAUGUCCGGCACUCUUCACGAUAUUCAACUUUGAAGACGGGCAGGACGUGAACAGUAUGGCUUACGCUCAACCAGGUGAUUUGGAAUUUCUGGACGAUGCAGAAAUGCUAGGUGGAUCAGAUUUAAAAGUCAGCAGGAACUGUACCGAAGAAGGCUGGUCCGAAGCUUUCCCUCAUUACUACGACGCCUGCGGAUUUGAUGAGAAUGAAACAUCCGAUGGCAACCAGGAUUAUUAUUACCUCUCAGUGAAGGCUCUGUACACCGUUGGCUACAGCACUUCCCUUGUUUCACUCACCACAGCGAUGGUGAUCCUGUGUCGCUUCAGGAAACUGCACUGCACACGAAACUUUAUCCACAUGAACCUCUUUGUUUCCUUCAUUUUGCGAGCCAUCUCGGUUUUCAUUAAAGACGGAGUUCUCUAUGCCGAGCAAGACAGCAAUCACUGCUUCAUCUCAACGGUGGAGUGUAAAGCUGUGAUGGUCUUUUUCCACUACUGCGUCAUGUCCAACUAUUUCUGGCUCUUCAUUGAGGGGCUGUACCUUUUUACUUUGCUUGUGCAGACCUUUUUUCCAGAAAAGAGAUACUUCUACUGGUACACCAUCAUUGGCUGGGGAACUCCCACCAUUUGUGUCACUGUCUGGGCUGUCCUGAGACUUCACUUUGAUGAUGUCGGCUGCUGGGACAUGAAUGACAACACAGCCUUGUGGUGGGUGAUCAAAGGCCCCGUGGUGGCAUCAAUAAUGAUCAACUUUUUGCUUUUCGUUGGUAUCAUUAUCAUAUUGGUACAGAAGCUCCAGUCUCCUGAUAUCGGGGGCAACGAGUCCAGCAUUUAUUUCAGCUGCGUUCAGAAAUGCUACUGUCAGCCCAACAGGGCUAAGCAACACUCUUGCAGGAUGUCAGAACUAUCCACCAUUACCUUGCGAUUGGCCCGCUCCACUCUGCUGCUUAUCCCGCUGUUUGGAAUCCAUUACACAGUGUUUGCCUUUUAUCCAGAGAACGUCAGCAAGAGGGAGCGGCUAGUUUUCGAACUCGGCCUGGGAUCUUUCCAGGGCUUUGUUGUAGCUGUCCUCUACUGCUUCUUGAAUGGGGAGGUGCAAUCAGAAAUAAAGAGGAAAUGGAGGAGCUGGAAAGUCAACCGGUACUUUGCUGUGGAUUUCAAACACCGCCAUCCCUCUCUGGCAAGCAGCGGAGUGAACGGGGGGACGCAGUUGUCCAUUCUGAGCAAGAGCAGCUCACAGAUUCGAAUGUCGAGCAUAAAUGCGGAGAACCUGGCGACAUGAGCACAUAAAAACAACUACACCCCACCCCAGAAAAAGUUCC
Messenger RNA from Eublepharis macularius, 1626 nucleotides. It is a transcript of the gene ADCYAP1R1, whose product is annotated as ADCYAP receptor type I. Gene Ontology annotation, molecular function: vasoactive intestinal polypeptide receptor activity; peptide hormone binding; G protein-coupled peptide receptor activity. Bases 81 to 1586 code for a protein of 501 amino acids. Gene Ontology annotation, cellular component: plasma membrane; neuron projection. Gene Ontology annotation, biological process: adenylate cyclase-modulating G protein-coupled receptor signaling pathway; cell surface receptor signaling pathway. Lineage: Eukaryota; Metazoa; Chordata; Lepidosauria; Squamata; Eublepharidae. The record is from RefSeq and is a predicted model, not a curated record. The transcript is spliced from 16 exons.